Molecule: messenger RNA, 735 nt
Organism: Cokeromyces recurvatus
Lineage: Eukaryota; Fungi; Mucoromycota; Mucoromycetes; Mucorales; Mucoraceae
Exons: 2
Coding region: 78-671 (197 amino acids)
Source: RefSeq, a predicted model, not a curated record
UUUUUUUUUCUCCUUUUUCGUUGUUUCUCUCUCUCUCUCUCUCUCUUUCUUUUUUUUUUUCUUUUUUCUUUGAAAGAAUGUUAAAAAAUCAAGGAUAUAUGACUACUACUACUACUACUAAUAAACAGCAAUGUCAUUCAAAUUCUACUACUGUUUAUGAUAAAGUAAACCAAGAUUUAUUUCAACAAAACCCUAUAGAAAAAAAUAAAAAAAUACCAUCUAUUACUACUAUUUUCUUGUUACAAUUACAAGCCCAUGUUAUCAAAAGACUUGUAGAAUUAUCAAAGAAAAAAAGAGAAAGAAGGAUACAACAUUGGAUCUUGUUGAUUCUUUUAGUUUUAUUAGAUAAUAUAGCACGUAUCUUGAAUAUAGAAAAUGAAAUGAAUAAAAUAAGAAUAAUUGAAGAAGAAGAAGAGGAUCAUCAUGCUUAUGAAAGAGAUAAAAAGAAAGGAAGCACGUCUACGAAGAAAAGAUUUAAUUUACCUCAACAACAAAAACUACGUAGAAUUACAGGUCAACGUGAAAUGAGUAUGCAUACCUGUUCUUCAAAGGAAACAAAUUUAAUGAAAGGAACUUUAUCAUUUACAACAAAGAAUCAACAUCAAAAACCAAUCAUAUCAAAGCCAUAUGAACGUUGUUGUUCUGCUUGUACAAUAACGAAUCCAUCCUAGUAGGGAAGCACACACGCACAAAAUAAGGAGGUGGAGAUAAAGUUGAUUUUUUUUUUUUUUUUUU